This is a messenger RNA of Solea senegalensis (Senegalese sole), 1157 nucleotides long. Its product is annotated as gap junction beta-2 protein-like. Gene Ontology annotation, biological process: cell communication. Gene Ontology annotation, cellular component: connexin complex. The record is from RefSeq and is a predicted model, not a curated record. The transcript is spliced from 7 exons. NCBI's taxonomy places the organism in Eukaryota, Metazoa, Chordata, Actinopteri, Pleuronectiformes, Soleidae. Bases 59 to 835 code for a protein of 258 amino acids.
AUGCUGCAGACUAUGUGGAAUAUCUUUCUGCAAACAACCUGACUCUUUAGACACAAGGAUGUCUUGGCCUCUUCUGUACGCUCAGUUAUUCGCAGUGAACCGUCACUCCACCAGCCUGGGUAAAGUCUGGCUCUCUGUGCUCUUCAUCUUCCGGGUCAUGGUGCUGGUUGUUGCCGCUGAGAGCGUGUGGGGAGAUGAACAGUCUGACUUCACCUGUAACACACUACAGCCUGGCUGUGAAAAUGUCUGCUAUGAUCAGUUCUUUCCUGUCUCACACAUCCGUCUCUGGUGUCUCCAGCUCGUCUUCGUCUCCACACCAACACUCCUGGUUGCAAUGCACGUGGCCUAUCGGAACCACAGCGACAAGAAGAGGCUGCUGCAGGGGUCUGGUAGAUCUGGUUUCCUCAGCAACAAAAGCCAGGAGGAAGAGUUGGAGACACUGAAGACACGGAGACUCCCAAUAGCUGGCGCCCUCUGGUGGACAUACGCAUGCAGCCUGGUGUUCAGGCUGCUGUUUGAAGGAGGCUUCAUGUACGCCCUAUAUGUGGUCUAUGAUGGUUUCCAGAUGCCACGGCUGGUACAGUGUGACCAGUGGCCGUGUCCUAACAUGGUGGACUGUUUCAUCUCACGGCCCACUGAGAAGACCGUCUUCACCGUCUUCAUGGCCACUGCGUCCUCCAUCUGCAUUGUCCUCAACAUGGCCGAGCUGGCCUAUCUCGUUGCCAAGGCUGUCACUAGAGGUUUCAGGAGUCAGAGGAAGAGAACCUCAUGCAGCAGAACCAGCAGAGAGAAGCUGCAGAAUAAGACAAACCAGAAGUUACUUGUCUUAAACUGAGGGAGCAGCAAUAAAGUGGAUGAUUCUCACAUGAGAAAGACUUUAUUUCAGGCUGUGGUGGAGCAAAAAGUAAAAGUGGACAUUUUUCUAUGACACCAGUUGAGGGUUUGAGAAGAUGUCAACACCUCAAGUGAAUCUCUGUGAUUCUCAGCUCUUUGUUUUUCAUAGAUUCUUUUUUUGUUAAUACAGUUGUAUAGUAGGAUUAUGUACAGACUAUAUAUUCAGAUGUAUAGUAAUGAUUUAGUGAUGUAGAAACACAGAUGCAGACGAAUGCUUUUAUUUUUCUCACUUUCAAUCACUGAGCUUAGAUGCUCAAACUGCU